Molecule: messenger RNA, 1101 nt
Organism: Aspergillus calidoustus
Lineage: Eukaryota; Fungi; Ascomycota; Eurotiomycetes; Eurotiales; Aspergillaceae
Source: the annotation of a GenBank genome assembly
AUGUUCUACAUCUGGAGCUUCUUCCGGCGGAUCUUCCACCGCGCAGCAGCUCCUCGCACCUCGCCGCUCGUCAAUCUCCCCACCGACUGCGUCCUCAUGAUCAUCGAGCACCUCCCCGCCGUGGACCAAGCCUGCCUCGUCCUCACCUGCAAAUCCAUGCACUACACCUUUAAUUUCAUCCUUGACAACGAGCUGUUCCGCUUUCCACGUCUUUACCAGCUCCUCAUGCCCCAAAUGCAGCUCAACUUUGGCCACGCUCGUCGCCAGCUCCUUCGCCGGCUCGCAGGCGACAGCGACAGCAUCGCAUACUGCGCCAAGUGUCUCAAGCUGCAUCGGCAGGACCACUUUGACCUGGACUGGAGCUAUUUCUCGGGCCCGCCGGUGUACAAGCCGUACUGUAACCGCUCGUCCGGUGUUGUGGAUCUCUGUCCGUGCGUGAGCAUGACGGUUCUCGAUCGAAGGGCCGUGGUCAGGUACCUGGUUCAAACAGCAAAGAACAGGGUUGCUUACCUGAAUGGUCCUCUCGGUAGCGCAUUUGGGGAGGUGACUACAGAUCUCGGACUGCCUGGACUGUUCCACAAGUGCGAGCUGCGGACCAGCGGUAACAACCAAGUAUUCGCCCGCUUCCAGGCAACUCUCUACAUCAGCGACGACAACCAGCUCAUGGCGGCUACAUUGUGCACACCUAUGCAGGACCCCAGGAUUCCGUACUGGGAAUUCUCGGGACUGCCAAUCACCAUGUACAAUAUCGUGUUUGCCGCUGUGAAUCGCGACCUAAGCCGGCUCAUCGGCCCUUGGUUUUUUGACGAGGAAGACGAGGAAGACGAGCAAGGAAAUGUGGAUUGGACCGCCAACCCGAGGGAGCUGGAGGCAAAAAGAAGCCUGGGAUACUAUGACGAGCAUGUUGGCAACAAGCUCUGGGCAAGACAGACGAGGACCAGCUGUGGGGCUUUUGAGCGGGUGAAAAGAAUACACACCAAAGCGGCUCAGCUACACUCGACCAUCCGUCGUUUCAGCGAGACGGGAGUUGAGCAUUCGGGUCCAGAGACAUUCGCGAUACUUGACGUGAUGGGCGGGGACUUUUCGUUUGAGUUACCUUGA